Molecule: messenger RNA, 2588 nt
Organism: Sarcophilus harrisii (Tasmanian devil)
Lineage: Eukaryota; Metazoa; Chordata; Mammalia; Dasyuromorphia; Dasyuridae
Gene: RIPK4
Product: receptor interacting serine/threonine kinase 4
Exons: 8
Coding region: 89-2473 (794 amino acids)
Biological process (GO): protein phosphorylation
Cellular component (GO): cytoplasm
Molecular function (GO): protein kinase activity; protein binding; ATP binding
Source: RefSeq, a predicted model, not a curated record
CUUCCGUACUCUGGGAGAAAGCACCCAGGAAGUUUGGGAAGUAAAAGAAAGUAGAGGAACCAGAUUUGGAGAAUUUUGUCCGUAAAAGAUGGAAAAGGAGAACAAUUCCCCUUGGGAAAUGGGGUUGCUGAGAACAUUUGACUCCAGUGAAUUCAUUAGCUGGGAGAAGAUCGGUUCAGGGGGAUUUGGACAAGUUUACAAAGUACGACACAUUAACUGGAAAACAUGGCUAGCAAUCAAAUGUUCUCCAAGUCUUCAUGUAGAUGAGAAAGAGCGUAUGGAACUUUUGGAAGAAGCCAAGAAGAUGGAAAUGGCCAAGUUUCGCUACAUUUUGCCUGUUUAUGGCAUUUGCAGAGAACCUGUUGGAUUGGUCAUGGAAUACAUGGAAACUGGAUCACUAGAGAAAUUACUAGCCUCGGAACCUUUACCAUGGGAACUCCGUUUUCGGAUCAUCCAUGAGACAGCAGUAGGCAUGAAUUUCCUACAUUGCAUGUCUCCACCACUCCUUCACUUGGAUCUCAAACCUGCAAACAUAUUAUUAGAUGCACAUUACCAUGUCAAGAUUUCAGAUUUUGGAUUAGCUAAAUGCCAUGGCCUGUCUCAUUCCCAGGAUCUCAGUAUUGAUGGACUUUUUGGUACAAUUGCUUAUUUACCUCCAGAACGUAUAAAAGAGAAGAGCAGAUUCUUUGAUAUCAAACAUGAUGUAUACAGUUUUGCCAUUGUUAUCUGGGGAGUCCUUACACAGAAAAAACCCUUUGCAGAUGAGAAAAACAUUCUGCAUAUUAUGGUAAAAGUAGUAAAAGGCCAUCGCCUGGAGCUACCCCCGAUUUCCAAAUCUAGACCUCGUGCCUGUAAUAACUUGAUUAGACUUAUGCAGAAAUGCUGGCAGGAUGAUCCCCAAAGUCGGCCAACUUUUCAAGAAAUUACUGCUGAAACUGAAGACUUGUGUGAAAAACCUGAUGAUGAAAUAAAAGAAACAGUCCAAGAUUUGGAUGUGAAAAAUCCACAGGAGAUAAAAACUGAGGCAAUGUCUAUCCCAGAUCAAUUUAAGGGUGCAUCUACACCAAUGUUUGAUAAAGACUACAGUCUUUCAGAGUUGCUGUCUCAGUUGGAUUCUGGAAUUUCUCAGACUAUAAAACACUCAGAAGAGCUGAGCCGUAGCUCCUCUGAAUCUAAACUUGCAUCUUCUAGUAGUGGCAAAAGACUUUCUGGUAUAUCUUCAGUGGAUUCAGCUUUUUCUUCCAGAGGAUCCCUAUCUCUCUCUUUUGAACGAGAGAAUUCAACAAGUGAUAUUAGCACAACUGAUAUUCAGAAGAGAAAGCUUGCAGAAGCAAUCAUGUCUGGUGAUACUGGGAAGUUGAUGAAGAUUCUACAACCCCAGGAUGUGGACCUGGUCCUCGAUGGGAACUCCAGCCUCCUUCAUCUGGCAGUGGAAGCGGGCCAGGAAGAAUGUGUCAAGUGGCUCCUUCUGAAUAACGCCAACCCCAAUCUCACCAACAGAAGGGGUUCUACCCCUCUUCAUGUGGCCAUAGAAAAGAGAGUCAAGAAUGUUAUUGAACUCAUUCUGGCCAGGAAAAUAAACGUCAAUGCCAAAGAUGAGGAUCAGUGGACAGCUCUGCACUUUGCUGCUCAAAAUGGGGAUGAAUCCAGCCUCAGGCUUCUGCUAGAUAAGAAUGCCUCCUUUAAUGAGGUGGAUUUUGAAGGAAGGACUCCUAUGCACAUUGCCUGUCAGCACGGGCAAGAGAACAUUGUGCGAAUUCUUCUGAGGAGGGGUGUGGAUGUGACUCUCCAAGGAAAGGAUGAUUGGAUGCCUCUGCACUAUGCUGCGUGGCAAGGCCACCUACCCAUCGUGAAACUCCUUGCCAAACAGCCAGGGGUGAGUGUGAACGCACAGACCCUGGACGGGAGGACCCCGCUGCACCUUGCAGCCCAGCGGGGCCAUUACCGCGUGGCACGGAUUCUCAUUGACCUGCAGUCAGAUGUCAACAUCCGCAAUCUGCUCUUGCAGACUCCCCUCCACAUUGCUGCGGAAACGGGACACACAAGCACUUCAAGACUGCUUCUCCACCGGGGAGCGGAGAAGGAAGCCAUGACAGCAGAAGGCUAUACUGCCCUCCAUCUGGCUUCCCAAAAUGGACACCUUGCCACCGCUAAGUUGUUGAUGGAAGAAAAAGCUGAUAUACUCGUUGGGGGCCCCCUCAACCAGACGGCCCUCCACCUUGCCGCUGCCAACGGGCAUUCUGAGGUGGUGGAGGAACUCCUUACUCCAGAAAACAUAAAUCUGUUUGAUGAAGAAGGGCACACUGCCCUGCACUUGGCAGCUCGGGGCAGGCACGCGAAGACUGUGGAGGUCUUGCUAAAGCAUGGGGCCCAUAUCAAUUUUCAAGGCCUCAAGUUUCAGACCAACCAACAAUUGGUGGAACAACGCGGGGAUAGUCCGAUUGCCACAUUGUUACGCCGAAGUAAGACUUAGACUGUCCCUGAGUCUUUGUUUUGUCUCAAUCUAGGGUGAAGAAGGCCCUUAUUUAGGGUUCUUGCCACAUUCUUUUGUUAGUAGAACAAGAGAAUGUUAAAUAGCUAUCCAGCUA